UCAGCCUUUUUUGCGGGUUAAAGCAGAUGAUACUAUUUGUCAAAUCGGUGCGACGCACUUCGCAUCUGCAACCUCUGAUUAGGUACCUACCUACCUACAUACCUGGUAGUAGGCAUCCAACUAUUAUCCACUAUCACCGACUGACCUCCAUUACUCGUCGCCCAACAUCAAAUCAACAAUACUCUUCGUCGGACACUUCAAAUAAAAAGAAUAAAAUAAAUUAUCAUAUCUUCCGCUCACUUCAAGUACGAUAUCCUGUUGAUACCCCUCCUUGGUAUCUUUCUCAGUCGUCGGCCGGCGUGCAUUUAUCAGUCCAUCUCAACCACAAUCUGAUAAUUAAUUUCGAAGUCCUUCCAAACCGGACUUCGUCAUCCCGAACUUCACACUGGACGACAACAUGGGUGUCAUCCGCAAGAAGACGGCCACCAGGGGUGGUGAGAGUGGUGUUAAAUAUGUUUGCGAUGUUUGCUCGGCAGACAUCACCUCUACAGUCCGAAUAAGAUGCGCUCACAGCGCAUGUAACGAGUACGACCUCUGUGUCCAGUGCUUCUCCAUGGGCGCCGCGAGUGGCUCUCAUCAACCAGCUACCCAUCCUUACAAGGUCAUCGAACAGAACUCAUUCCCUAUUUUCGACAAAGACUGGGGUGCAGACGAAGAGCUGCUGCUUCUCGAAGGUUGCGAGACUUACGGACUUGGAUCAUGGGCCGAUAUUGCAGAUCACAUUGGCGGCUACCGUCACAAAGAUGAGGUUAGGGACCAUUAUCUCAAGGUAUACGUUGACUCGCCAUGUUUCCCGCUUCCGGAACGCUGCAAACCAUCAGACAUGGAACUAGCGCAAGAUAUAUCCCGCGAAGAAUUCCAGGCGCGCAAGAAGCGACGCAUCGAAGAUCGCAGGGAGGCUCAGAAGAAUGCACCCCCGAUGCCGCCCAAGACGAAGCCCACGGCCAGUGUGCCUUCCUGUCACGAGAUUCAAGGCUAUAUGCCCGGCAGACUCGAGUUUGAGACUGAGUAUGCUAACGAGGCCGAAGAGGCAGUCCAACUGAUGCAAUUCGACCCUGGUGACGGUAUCAAUCCCCAUACAGGAAACCUAGAACCGGAAAUGGAGCUCAAACUCACGGUCAUGGACAUCUACAACUGCCGAUUAACCCAACGCGUGGAACGAAAGAAAGUGAUUUUCGAGCACAAUCUGCUAGAAUAUAGGGAAAAUAGCAAGCAGGAGAAGAAGAGAACCAAGGAAGAACGAGACCUUUUGAGCAAAGCCAAGCCUUUUGCGCGCAUGAUGAACCAUGAUGACUUUGAGGCGUUCUGCCAAGGUUUGGUUGACGAGUUGAAUCUUCGGCAGGCCAUUGCCCAGCUGCAGGAAUGGAGGAACAUGAAGAUUGGUGAUCUUCGUAGCGGGGAAAAGUACGAACAGGAGAAAAGUCAACGCAUCCAGAAGGCUAUACCGAUGGGUUCGAUGGAUCGCGAACGACUAGCUUCGGCGCAACGAUCUAAGCAAAGCAUUCAACCGGAACCACCCAGUGGAGCCGCUCUGCUCGUAGCGCCCGAGCUCCCAUUCAGGCCUGCUACAGCUGGGACGAUAUCUCAAGACGCCCCAGAUGCAUCAACAAACGGCGAGCCCAAGCCGCUCGCAAAUGGGCACAUGAACGGAGUUCCUAACGGAGUUACGACCAACGGGACACUUGCAUCGGGGAAGCAGAAGUUCAUCUCGCAGCCUAUUUCGGGCGUACAGCCACUAGCACUGACCCAAGACAACGCCCCAGACUUACAUCUACUUACACCGGAGGAAGUAGAACUAUGUAAGGUUUGUCGACUACAACCGAAGCCGUAUUUGAUGAUAAAAGAACAGGUAUUCAAGGAAGGUCUAAAAGGCAACGGAGCCUUAAAGAAAAAGCAAGUGAAGGAGAUUUCUCGGCUAGACUCUCAGAAGGGGAGCAGGAUAUUCGAUUUCUUUAUCAACUCGGGUUGGAUUGCUAAAGCUUAAGCUUUUCCGGCAGCAAGUGUAGGAAUACUAUCAGAUGCUACCGGCCCAGCAUCCUAUAAUAAUUUGGUGGGGCUUUCCCUGCGAGCAUGUUGGAGUAAGGGGUGUAUAUCCUCCAACCCUGCCAAAAAUAAAGACAGAAGGGGGAGGGGGUGCAAGUUGGCUGAUGACAUAUGCAGCACAUUCAUCGCUUCAGCCAGGCAGGUUCUACUCCGUAGAGCUUGAACUACGGUAGAAUCCGUGAUUAAUACAACGGCCUGGUCCUUUGCAUUCAUAUGGGCGAUGAUUUCAGUUAGACAAGCUCUUGCAGCACGAGUCACCCGAAUAAUGUAAUACAACGUACCAUACGUUAGGUACCUUAGGUAGUUAAUGAUGUGUAUUUUAACUGCGACCAAAGAGCAAAAGAGCAGGAAUAAGUGCAUGACAUGAUAGUAGCUUAUGCAAGGUUACAAGUCCCUUCGCCAUGUCUCAAUACAGUUUUCUUUUAUAAGACAACUCUCG
Daldinia vernicosa is the source of this 2482-nucleotide messenger RNA. Its product is annotated as transcriptional adaptor-like protein. NCBI's taxonomy places the organism in Eukaryota, Fungi, Ascomycota, Sordariomycetes, Xylariales, Hypoxylaceae. Gene Ontology annotation, molecular function: chromatin binding; protein binding; zinc ion binding. Gene Ontology annotation, biological process: chromatin remodeling; regulation of transcription by RNA polymerase II. Bases 398 to 1984 code for a protein of 528 amino acids. Gene Ontology annotation, cellular component: SAGA-type complex; nucleus. The transcript has 2 exons. The record is from RefSeq and is a predicted model, not a curated record.